Molecule: messenger RNA, 3235 nt
Organism: Python bivittatus (Burmese python)
Lineage: Eukaryota; Metazoa; Chordata; Lepidosauria; Squamata; Pythonidae
Gene: BMP10
Product: bone morphogenetic protein 10
Biological process (GO): BMP signaling pathway
Cellular component (GO): extracellular region
Molecular function (GO): cytokine activity; growth factor activity
Source: RefSeq, a predicted model, not a curated record
GGAUAAAACACUGGAGUCACUUAGACGGCACCCGAGCAAACUUGGUAGAGCACUGGGGCCAGUUUGAAUGAAGUCAUGGAGUCUGUAGCCUUCCAGAUCUGGGCCACCGUUUCCCUCCUGGCCCACCUUGCAGAUGGUAGCCCCAUCAUGAGUCUAGAUGUACCCCUGAUGGACGAAGAGGUGCCGUUCUUCGAUGAACAGGAUGCACUGCUUCAGAAUUUGCAAAACGAGCUCCUGAAGGCGCUUAAUCUCUCAGGCAUCCCCCUGCAAGAGACAGCCAAGGUGGACCCUCCAGAAUAUAUGUUAGAACUCUAUAAUAGGUUUGCCAGGGACAAGACCUUGAUGCCAUCGGCCAAUAUUGUUAGAAGCUUCAAAAAUGAAGAACAGAUUUCACGGCCCAUAUGCUUUAAUGGAAUACGGAGGUACCCUCUCCUUUUCAAUGUGUCAAUUCCUCACCAUGAGAAGAUAACCUUGGCGGAGCUGAGGCUCUACACUCUGGCAGAGGACAGACUGCUCUAUGAAGGUCUCGACAGGAAGGUCACCAUUUUUGAAGUGCUGGAGAAUGAACAUGGAGGAGGAAAAGAGGGAGAGGAGAGGAAGGUGAAAGUGCUGGCAUCCAGACAUAUUUACAGCACCGACAAUGAAUGGAAAACAUUUGAGGUCACGGAGGCCAUCAGGAAGUGGCAUCACUCUGAUUCAACCACUCACUGGCUAGAGGUGCAGGUGGAGUACCGAGGAGGAGAGAGUCCCAGUCAAGGAAGAGACGGAGACAUAGACAUCAAUUUGGAGACCAAACACGAGCCUUUAUUAAUUGUGUUUUCAGAUGAUUACAGCCAUGCCAAGAAAGAAGAAAAGUAUGAGCUGAAGGAGAUGAUGGAGCAUGAACAGAUGCAAGACUGGCAGGAUUUGGAUUUGCGAGACUUCUCCAGUGGCCCCAGUGAGGAGAAGCUGCUUCAGAUAAGGUCCAACAUCAUCUAUGACUCCACAUCCAGGAUCAGGAGGAAUGCAAAGGGAAGCACAUGCAAAAGGACUUCUCUCUAUGUGGAUUUCAAGGAGAUUGGCUGGGAUUCCUGGGUCAUUGCACCACAUGGGUACGAUGCCUACCAGUGCAAGGGGGCCUGCAACUUUCCUCUGGAUGGCAGCCAGACGACCACCCAUGCCAUGGUCCAGACUUCCGUUCAUUUGAAUGAUCCCCAGAAAGCUUCUCCUGCCUGUUGCGUCCCGACCAAACUGGACCCCAUCUCUUUGCUCUUCUUGGACAAAGGGAUAGUCACCUUCAAGCAAAACUAUGAGGGCAUGUCAGUCUCAGAAUGUGGCUGCAGAUAGUAGCAGGAGGGGGGCUCUUGCACGGUGCUUUUGGCUUUCACGGGGUUUCAUGGUUCAGUCUGAACAUUUGUGCAGAUUCAGUCAGCUCAUUGAACAAGGAAGAGGGACACAGGAGACAGGCAGCGGAUUAGAGAGGAUGGCUUGGAGCAGAGGUGGGGGUGAGGGUGGGAGGAGACGAUUGUCCUGCUAGGCAGCGGCAAGCAGAGGCAUCUCGUUAGCUUUAGCUAGAGCUGAAUACUGGAAUAGAUGGGCCUUAGCCUCACCCAGCACCCCUCUUCUCCUACAGCAUCACAGCCCUUCCUCCCCACUUGUCCAUCCCAGACGUUUUACAACUUAAGCAAUCCAUUUCAGUUCCCUUCCAAUUCCCUGCCGCUACAGCUGAGCCAACAUUUGUCAGAAGAUUUAACAAAAGUCCCAAAGCCACUUUUUCUUAUCACACCUCUGGGAAACAAUGGCUGCUUUGCAGAAUCACCUCCAAGAAUUCUCCAGCAUUUUUUUUUAUUUCUAUCCUUUCCUGCAUAGCAUGAGAAAGCUGCCAAUCCAAUUCUACUGACCCUUGGAGAGGAAAACAGUCCAGGAAGGAAGCUUAAUCCAGUUGCCACUGUUAGUGGUGAUCUCUUGCCCUAAAAACCCAUUCAAUAGCUUCUCUUUACAACGGAGGGGCAGUAAAUUCUCCCCUCGGUUUUUUAUUGGGCUAAGAAGUUCAAGAAAAUGUUUCUAAGCUGUGACACAUGGGGUUCAUACCUCUCAUUAAGCCAUGGUUUGAUUAAUCACAAUUUAUUGAAUAAAUCACAAUUGAUUGGAUUCAUACAACAUACUAAGCCAAAAGCAAACUGUUAAGUGAAUCCAAGCCCUAGCAUUUUCCUUGUUUCCUUGCUAUUCUAAACUCACAAAAAAGACUGGCCCGUGAUUGUCUGACAUUGGUCAGAAAGGUUGUGCCUCCAAAAUCUCUUUUCCUAUCCAACUUUUAUAAAAUGCUCUUCGCCACUUCCUUACCCUUUUCAGUAUUGUUCUGCAUAGUCAGUUUAGUGGAGCCCACCAGAUAGCAUAACCAAGACAGCCUUCAGAGAAACUGCAUCUAAUUGCUUUGGACACACAGUUCAGAUUUGGGUACACGUGAUACGAACCUUAUUCAUCUCUUGCAUAGAUGUCCUGCUAGAUAACUGUUGAAUUAUAUCAAUGAAGCAAAUGCAACUCAGAAUCUGGCUGCUGGAGGCUGGCUGUUCUUUCAAUCACUGCUAAAAUGUGGGUGGGGGGAGGGUUCUUUCGUGCUUAAAUUUCAAGACUCUUUGGACCGAGGGGGGCUUCUCCUUAAUGGAGCUGUCAGUUCACGAAACGGUUCUACAUCCCACUCUCCAGCGUGUACAGUGGAAGUCACAUGUCAUGUUUCCACCACUCCUCUCCGAUAAAUCCUUGUGAUAAGAAGGUGUUGGAGUUGAGAAACAAUAGGCCUGGUGGUGCUUUAUUUAUACUAAGCUGGAAAUUGGUCAGAUUCUUUGGAAAGUGUAAUUGACGUUGUCUCUCCAGCCCUCGGCCGUGGCUUACUGUACUACGCCCCUCCACUGCUUUACACUUUUAAGGAGAAGCUAUCUUCUCAGAGAGAGAUGACGGACUGGUCUUUGAGAGCACCAACCUGGGCCCUUCAGGAGACUUCUCAUCCAAAGCACUUGCCGAAGGACUUGUGGAAAGCCACCUACCUACGUCCAUGCAGCCAUUAUUUAUUGAUCUAUUUAUUGACUGUUGUCCUUGUAAUAUAAUGUAGAAUACAAAAUGUUUUAUUUUUGUGCUUGUAUGUCAAACACACUUGGAUAAUCCUAUAUAUUGAACCAUGUUGAUGCUAAUAUCAUCCCCCAAUUUCAAUGGACUUUCUUCCUCAUUGUCUUUGUAAAUAUAUUAAUUUGUCCUUGUU